UUAAUUGCUGCACUCGUCAUUUGAUACGAGUACUUCUGGGAUCUCCAGCAUCCAAGGCAGGUAAAUUCUGACAGGUUAAAUCAUAUGAGAUUAUUUUCACACUGUGUAAAAAUUUUGUGCCACUUUGGACCCCUGAAGGGGUUUCCUACUCAUAUGAUCAUUUCCCUUUCACAACAGGAGCAUCUUAGAGUAAGGUGUUGACCUAAGGACACGGAUAAAUUCAAGCUGGACAGCCAGAAUGGUUCAUUCCCACAGCUUACUUUCCCUUUGCUACAAAUUUCCACCUUUAUAGGAGAACAUUUGAAUUACGUGUGAAAAAGAUUUUGAAUCACUUGAAUCACAAGUUUCCUGGUAGCAUCUACCAAGUAAAAUACAUGCUGACUACCUAUAUUUGGGGAGGCAUAAAUUGGCAGUUGUGGAGUGCUUCAUGCCUGUUUCAACUGUUCCUCCUAUGGGAGAGCAACCUCUGGAACAGGGAUGGUGCACAAUGCUUGAUAUGGUCACAGCUUUGGUUCUCUGACUCGAAUUUGCUUUCAAGAAUAUCAUAUCAUACAGUGUAUACAGCUUGAUUUAAAGUUUUGGUGAGCAUUAUUCCUUAAACAGAUCCAGGUCUUUUUCACAACCUGAUGAAACUGCAUUGCAGCCUCUUUCUAAUUCACUUCUUUGCCUCACCCGCCAAAGGCUACAUGAGAAUAUUCACUUGAAUUUGCCUCUAAAAAAAGAAAUGAACGCUAAUUAUUUCUCAUAUAUUUAACUAAUGUUCUUUAUUAUCACUUCUGUCAUUCCCAAACACCAUCCACCUUCCUUGUUGCUUGGAGUCCUAAUUUUGUCCUUAAGAAUGCGAGAUAUGUAUGGAGGAGGGAAGCCACUUCACGUUACAUCCACUCUCAAAUUCUUGUUUAUCAUGUAUCCUUAAGGAAGAAAUAGGCUGUGUGAGAGUAGCCUAAAGAAUGUCACCUUUGCAAGAUUUUUAUUUAUGUAAGUUGCAUAGCAGGAGUGUUCCAAGACUAAGUGUGAGGAAAUAAUUUGUAAGAUAAUGUUUGAAUGUAAGUAACCUUCAGAAUAUGCAUUAAAAGGGUAGCAUAAGCUUGACAAAAAUAAAUCGGUAAGAAAAUUCAAGAUUUUCUGUAUGGGUCUGCAGAGAUACUUUGUUGUCUUGCAUGGAUUUUUAUAUUGCUAAAAAUGAUUUACAUGCUAACUAGUGCUUUUGUGUUUACUGUUGUUGUAUUUGUGUUGCAUUUGGCCUUUCACAUUGGUAGCAAAGGAAACGAUUAUCAGUGAACAACAUUCAAGAUACUUAACUGUCAAGCAGUGCUAACAUAAUAUUUUCUGUCAUGUAUCACAGAUAGAUAUGACACAUUAUUUAUGGCUAAAUAUUAAAAGUAUGUCUUUUUAUUUUUUUUAAUUCAACAGAUUCAGAACAUUCCUAUUACAAUUUAAUCCUGAAAAAAGCAGGACAAUUUUUAUCCAAUUCGCAAAUCAAUCUACUGAAGUUUGCACUUUCGAUACGGGCAUAUUCUCCAACUGUUCAGAUGUUUCAGCAGCAAUGCCACCUUCAAGAUAAAGUGAGAAAUCCAUAUUUCUAAAAGAUUGCAGCUGAUGAACAUCCACCAGAAGGCUGUAGUGCAUUUGUGGUUAUCCAUGAGAAGCACACCUGUAAGACUAAUGAAAUAAAAAAGCUGCUGAAGAAGGCUACUAAGAGACCCAGGCCAUAUCUUUUUAAGGGAGAUCAUAAAUUCCCAACUCUCAAAGAGGGUGGCCCAGUGGUUAUUCUUUAUGCAGAAAUGGGCACGAAAGACUUCGUCAAAUUCCACCGGAUUUUGUCUGAGAAGGCGCAAAAGGAGGAAAUUGUUUAUGUUCUCCGGCAUUAUGUUCAGAAACCAAGUUCCAGAAAAAUGUAUUUAUCUGGAUAUGGUGUAGAACUUGCAAUAAAGAGCACAGAAUAUAAAGCGGUGGAUGACACACAGCUCAAAGAAGCAAAUGAAACAAAGGAAGAAGAAGAUGAGGCGGAGGAGGAAAGUGAUAUUCAAGGAUUUCUUUUUGGCAAAUUAAAACAGAUGCAUCCUGAUCUGAAAAAUAAUCUGAAAGAGUUUAAAAAACAUCUAAUUGAAACUACUGACAACAUGGAACCACUGAAGGUUUGGGAGCUACAGGAUCUUAGUUUUCAAGCAGCUGCUCGAAUUAUGUCUACCCCUGUUUAUGAUGCCUUAAAGAUCAUGAAAGACAUAGCUCAGAACUUCCCAAUAAGAGCCAGAUCACUGACCAGAGUGCCUGUAGACAAGAAAAUGCGAAAUGAAAUAGAAGAAAAUCAGAAGCAUUUUCAUGAAAUUCUUGGAAUCCAACCUGGAGAAGCACGUCUGUUUCUAAAUGGCCUUCAUAUUGACAUGGAUUUUCAUGAUCCUUUUAGUAUCCUAGAGACUCUUAAACUGGAAGGAAAAGUGAUGCAUGGACUUCAUGAACUUGGAAUAAAAGAGGAGACCUUGAGUAGAUUCAUGAGGUUGCAUAUACAUCCUACAGAUGACACUUAUGCACUAGAUAUUUGUCACUCUUCAAUAAUAUGGAUUAAUAACAUAGAACAGGACUACAGCUAUAGCACAUGGCCUGCAAGCUAUCAGGAACUGCUAAAACCUGCAUUUCCUGGAGUUAUACAGCAGAUCAGACGCAAUUUAUAUAAUUUGGUGCUUUUUAUUGAUCCUGUCCAAGAAGAUACAGGGGAUUAUAUGAAACUGGCAGAAUUAUUCUUUCAUCAUAAUGUGCCACUUAGAAUUGGAUUUGUUUUAAUUUUAAAUACAAAAGAAGAAAUUGAUGGAAAUGAAGAUGCUGGAAUAGCUCUUUGGAGAGCUUUUAAUUACAUUAUGGAGGAAUCUGACACCUCUCAAGCCUUUACCUCGAUAUUUAGCAUGUACCAUGAAGUGCAAGGUGGAAAUGUUCUAACAGUAAAUCACGUGAAAGAUGUUCUUAGGAGAGAAUACCCACAUGCUGAUGUUCAGAGCAUCCUAAAUAUUCAUUCUGAAUAUGAUGAAGGGAGAAAGGCAGGAGCAACUUUUUAUAAAAAGAGUGGCCUGGGUCCAUUGCCUCAAGCUCUGUUUAAUGGCGUGCCCUUUAACAGAGAAGAGAUGGAUGCUGCAGAGUUAGAGACCGUUAUUGUCCAGAGGAUUAUUGAUGCCACUGGAAUCUUUCAGAGGGCAGUGUCCAUGGGUUUGUUAAAUGAUCAUAUGAAUGCAAUGGAUUUUCUUAUGGAUCAGCACAAUGUAGUUUCCCGUAUAAACCCCAGUGUUCUUGGAGCAGAGAAAAGAUACAUACAUUUCAGAUCCACAUCUGUUCCGUUUGAUGUGGACGACUUCUCUACUUUCUCCUUUUUGGACUCACAAGAUAAAAGUGCUGUGAUUUCAGACAGCAUGAAGUAUUUAACAAAAACUGAUGAAGAUGCAUUAUAUGCUGUUACUAUCUGGAUUGCUGCUGAUUUUGAUAAGCCAGCUGGGAGACAACUGCUUUCUAAUGCCUUGAAAAGCCUGAAAACAAGCAGUCAUACACGAGUUGGGAUUUUGAACAACCCUUUGUCAAAAAUAAGGGAAGAUAACACAGUCGUUGCAAGAGGAAUUUUGACAGCUUUUCUAACCCAGAACAACAGCAACUUAAAAAGUUUCAUAAGUAAACUCAGUAGGGAAGAGACAGCAAAAUCCCUUGCUGCUGGAACUAAAAUUGCUAAAUUCCUUGUCCCAGGAAUGGAUGUCAAUACUUUUGAGAAGAAGUACAACACUUUAGGACUGGAUAUAAUUAAAACCCACCAGAUGUUCUGCCAGGAGGUUCUUAAGCUGCUUCCUGGGCAAAUGGCUGUUAUAAGCAAUGGCAGGGUACUGGGUCCUUUAGAUGAAAAUGAAUUCUAUGCAGAAGACUUUAAUUUGUUGGAAAAGAUAACAUAUAGUACCUCAGCAGAGAAGAUUAAAGCUAUUGUCAAAGAGAUGGGAAACAGUAGUAAAAGUGGCAGUGAUUUGGUUAUGAAAAUAGAUGCCCUACUGUCAUCUUUGCUGAAAACAGAGAUGAGACAGGAUGUUGAAUUACUCAAAGAACAGCAUAGUGUAGUAAAAGUCAAUCCCCAACAGAAUGAACCAUUCUAUGAUGUUGUUGCUAUUGUGGAUCCAUUGACAAGAGAAGCACAGAAGAUGGCUCAGUUACUGAUUGUACUUAAAGACAUCAUCAAUAUGAAACUUAGGUUGUUUUUGAACUGCAGAUCUAAGCUGUCAGAAGCACCUCUGAAGAGCUUCUAUCGUUUUGUUCUGGAACCAGAAUUAACUUAUGGGAUCAACAAGCACCUCCCUUCUGAACCUGUGGCAAAAUUCUUAGAAUUGCCAGAAUCACCCCUUUUGACUCUAAACAUGAUCACUCCUGAAAGCUGGUUGGUUGAAGCAGUAAACAGUUCCUGUGAUCUUGAUAACAUUCAUUUACAGGGUAUAAAAGGGACAGUUACAGCAGAAUAUGAACUAGAAUAUAUACUGCUUGAAGGACAUUGCUUUGAUGUGACAACUGGACAACCUCCUCGAGGGUUACAGUUCACUCUGGGCACAAAGAAUAAUCCUGUCAUGGUUGAUACUAUUGUGAUGGCCAACCUGGGGUAUUUUCAGCUGAAAGCAAAUCCAGGUGCUUGGACACUGAGGUUGCGUAAAGGAAGAUCUGAAGAGAUCUAUCGGGUUUUUUCCCAUGAAGGAACAGAUUCUGUAGCUGACCUGAUAGAUGUUAUCGUGGUAUUAAACAACUUCAGAAGCAAAAUUAUCAAAGUCCAAGUACAGAAAAGGCCUGAUAAAAUUAAUGAAGAUCUCCUUACUGAUGGAACGACAGGAAAAAAAAGAAAUCAAGAAUCAGUUCUAAGCUUUUCAGAAGAAACUCCAACAGAAGAGAAGGAAAAGCAAAGUGAUAUUCUUAACAUCUUUUCUGUUGCUUCAGGCCAUUUAUAUGAACGUUUUUUAAGAAUUAUGAUGCUUUCUGUCCUACGUCAUACAAAAACACCAGUUAAAUUUUGGUUUCUGAAAAACUAUCUCUCCCCAACAUUUAAGGAUGUAAUUCCUCACAUGGCUAAAAAGUAUGGUUUCAAGUAUGAGUUAGUACAGUAUAAGUGGCCCCGCUGGCUCUAUCAACAGACAGAAAAACAAAGAAUUAUCUGGGGCUACAAAAUUCUUUUUUUGGAUGUUCUUUUCCCUUUGGCUGUGGAUAAAAUAAUAUUUGUCGAUGCUGACCAGAUUGUGAGAAGUGACCUAAAAGAGCUCAGAGAUCUAAAUCUAAAUGGAGCUCCCUAUGGAUACACACCUUUCUGUGACAGCCGUAAGGAAAUGGAUGGAUACCGUUUCUGGAAGUCGGGAUACUGGGCAUCACAUCUUGGGAAAAGGAAAUACCAUAUUAGUGCCUUAUAUGUUGUGGAUCUUAAGAAGUUCAGAAAGAUUGCAGCUGGAGAUAGGCUUCGGGGCCAGUACCAAGCUCUUAGUCAAGAUCCAAACAGUCUGUCAAAUCUAGAUCAGGAUCUUCCCAAUAAUAUGAUUCAUCAAGUAGCUAUUAAGUCUCUCCCUCAGGAAUGGCUUUGGUGUGAAACCUGGUGUGAUGAUGAAUCCAAGAAGAAGGCUAAAACAAUAGACUUGUGCAACAACCCCCAAACCAAAGAACCAAAAUUAAAGGCUGCUGCCCGCAUAGUUCCCGAAUGGGUUGACUACGACUCUGAGAUACGAACAUUAAUAGAGCAAAUUGAGAAAGAGAAGAAAAAUCAUUUCUUUCAAAAAGGUCUUAAACACGAUGAACUUUAGUACAGCCUUUACCCAGCAAUGGGGACAGCUCAAAAAGUCUUCUGUGAAAGACCGAGUGGAAGUUACGAAUGUUGCAUUGGCAUUAUUAUUUGUUACAUUCUGUAACAUGAAAUCAAAUAUUUUAUAACGUACAGUGUUAUUUAAAAAUGUUUUCAACAAAAUACAAAGCCAGAAGAGAAAUCCGUGGGUACUUUGCUUAUGUUUUGUUUUUUUUUACCCAGCAUAGAGUAGGUUUCCUGAUGCUUUGGGUUUCCUUUCCUUCACUAAAUGAGUUUGCCCAGAGGGUUUUGAAUACAAAGACUGAUGUGUUCAGCUCUUCAAAGACAGAUUGUUUCAGUCUGGGACAAAAACACACACGUUAAAUAUGUACGUAAAAACUGGUUUGUGCAGAUUACAUGCAUUAAGCUAAUGUUUUUAAAGAGAAAGAAUUUUGGUGUGUGUCCCUGGAGAAAUGCUGUGAUCACAAGGAAAAAAAAUGGCAGUGUAGCAAAGAUCAGGCAUAAGAAGUAUCUUGUGUAAUUUAGAUUUGUGUGGCCUAAGUCAACAGGGAAGCUUACUAAAGCAAGGAAUGUAAUUUCCCAUUUAUUAUGCAGGAUUGCUGCGCUCUUACCAAUUAUUAAAAAAAUAAUAAUUUUUGAUUUUUAGGCUCUUUUUGGUCACAUCAACAGUAUGUCAUAACAGUCCAGUCCAUUUUUUGGUUAAGACGAUUUUCCAACCAGCAUGUACUGCAUCAGAAGGUCAGUACCUAAACGCUGUUUCCAUUAAAUUUUGAUGAUCAUUAUCCUGUUCAGACUUGAUAAUAAAAUCAGUGAGUAAUUUUGACUGUCA
This is a messenger RNA of Pezoporus occidentalis (night parrot), 6617 nucleotides long. It is a transcript of the gene UGGT2, whose product is annotated as UDP-glucose glycoprotein glucosyltransferase 2. The transcript has 38 exons. The record is from RefSeq and is a predicted model, not a curated record. NCBI's taxonomy places the organism in Eukaryota, Metazoa, Chordata, Aves, Psittaciformes, Psittacidae. Gene Ontology annotation, molecular function: UDP-glucose:glycoprotein glucosyltransferase activity. Gene Ontology annotation, cellular component: endoplasmic reticulum. Bases 1785 to 5789 code for a protein of 1334 amino acids.